UCGACAGCAACAACAAUCAUUCGAGGGAAACCGCUGUGGAGCGGCCCGUUUCAGGGUGGCUGGGGACGGUGGGGCGGCUGUAAAGCAUGCCGCACUCAUUGGCCGGCUCUCCCUCUGUCUCAGGGGUCGCUGACAGCCUCGAAUUGCCGGGUAUCACGUGACGUAGCCGGUUUAGAGUGGCUGUGCGGUGUGGCGCAACUGCAUGUGAUUGAGGUCGACGUCAUUUAGGCAGGAAGGACUCCGAAAUGUUCUCUUUGGUCAGUUAUCUCUGCUGUUCGAUUAGAAUUUGCAUUGCGACAUCUAUUGACUGUAGAUAACACCGAUGGCAGACCAGGCUGACUAUUACAAAGUCCUGGGUGUAGCCCCAACUGCUUCCCAGCAACAGAUCCGCGACGCCUACAAAAGAGCAUCACUCAAGACUCAUCCAGAUCGAGUCCCCGCCGAUUCUCCGGAAAGGCCUGCUCGUACCAAGAAGUUUCAGAGGGUAAAUGACGCCUACUACACACUUUCGGAUCCGGACCGACGCCGUGAAUACGAUAAUGCCCGAAGGGAUUAUUUUGGUGAUGAGAGUGAAGAUGUAGAAGAGGAGGUCCCACGUGGAGCGGGUGCGUUUCCAUGGUCGAAUUUCGGCUUUGGUGGCACAGAGCGAGAACGCGAACGCCAAGAACGUGAUUCUGAGCAGUUUGGCUCUAUAUUCGAAGAAAUGCUUCGGGAAGAAGGAAUGGCCAACGAGGAAUCAGACGCUGAAGGUCGAAGACAAUCAGUCCCAACCAAGAAGUUUUGGUCAGUCGUGGGGGCUAUCAGCGGCGGUGCACUGGGCUUCAUUGUUGCCAAUGUACCCGGUGCACUCGCCGGUGCAGUGGCUGGAAAUAGACUCGGUGCUGUUCGAGAUGCUAAAGGAAAGAGUGUAUACGACGUGUUUCUUGAACUGCCGCAGUCAGACCGUGCCAGACUGCUGAGCGAGCUAGCAGCUAAGGUAUUCCAAACAACAUUGGGAGGCUGAAAUUUUGUCUUUUCUCUUCAUUUAUUAAGGUUGUCAUUUUUGAUUGAUUACGAUAGGGCGUUGAUUUCUAGUGUGUGUGAUUUGGCAGUAUUUGCCCCGCGGACAGUGUCUGUGAAUUACACUUCUGCCAUCACUUGAGGCUAGCUGAUAUGAACCAUAGCUAAAAAAUGUAGAUAAUCAAGUUAUAAUGUGUUCCAGAUCAAUUUAUCUGGUGCUUUAUCAGCCAUGGCUAUCAACGAUAAGGGAUAAGAGAAGAG
Molecule: messenger RNA, 1260 nt
Organism: Talaromyces proteolyticus
Lineage: Eukaryota; Fungi; Ascomycota; Eurotiomycetes; Eurotiales; Trichocomaceae
Product: putative DnaJ chaperone
Exons: 4
Coding region: 323-1003 (226 amino acids)
Source: RefSeq, a predicted model, not a curated record